This is a messenger RNA of Xyrichtys novacula (pearly razorfish), 12246 nucleotides long. NCBI's taxonomy places the organism in Eukaryota, Metazoa, Chordata, Actinopteri, Labriformes, Labridae. The record is from the annotation of a GenBank genome assembly.
GAAAAAGAGGCUCAACCCGGAAGAGUGUCGCACAGUGCUGACGAUUCUCUCCAUUCAGAGCAGAAUAUCUCUGGAUUAUCUUCUUCUUUUCAGAGAUUUAAGCUCAAAUAUUAACAGUAAGAUCAUCGUUGAAGAUGAGUGUCGGCUGACGGCAGCGUGGACCCGGAGGAGCAGAGAUGGAGACUCUUCAGUUAGACUGAGUUUGUGUUUACUCUGAUGAACGAUGAUCCCGGUGUCUCUGCUGGUGUUUGUGAUGGCAGGAUGGUGUGUUGUCUAUCUGACAGACACCAUGCUGAAGGUGAGGGGUCUUACUUUAAUCAUGUCUUUAUUAUUUAAGGUUAUAGAGAGUUAAAAAAGAAGAGCAGGAGUGUUUUACACGAUCGAUAAGAACAUCACGACUCUCUGUCUCCCACGGUUUAGUUUCCACAGACACAUUUACACGUAAAUAACAAGUUAAAUUCACUAAAGUCACUUUAAAACCUUAAAUUUAGACAAGCUGGGAAAUGAAGUUUGCUCCUGUAGAAAAAAACGUGCUUCAGUUUAACACAAACUUACCUGCUAGAUAGACUUUCUUCUCGACAAAACAAGUAAAUUACAGGUUAAAUUCGCGUUUUAACUCAUGAUAGUAUCGAAUAUUAUCUUAUAAACAGGGUCUGAGUAGGUAAAAGUGAAAGUGAAAGUAGAGACGCUUUGAAAAAGAGUAACGGUUUACCAAACUGUAGGAUUCUAAGGAUACUUGAUUCUGAUUGGUCAACGCCCCAUAGCAACGGUCUGUUAUUCGUCGUUUCUGUACUCUGAUUAUGGACACGAGUUUCUGCUAUAUCAUGAUAAUCAAAGUCGUCUAAAAACAAUGUUUGAUAUCAAGUCUGUCAGUAUGUUUACAUGACACUCAAGAAAACCGAAUUAUCACCUUACUCCGAUUAAGACCGGACAACUGAAGGUCAUGUGAACACCUUAGUCUGAUUAAGACACCCAGAUAACGCAAUUGGAAUUCGAUUCUCUCUACCAUGUAAGCAGCGUAGUCGGAGUGUGAUCGGACAAUGCCUGUACAUGCGCCACGCCCCCGUAACUCUUAAACAGAAACCCCCAGAGUAGAGGAGUAGUGUUCAUCUCUUCUUUAGAAAAAGUAGCGCGUCCAUCAUGUCGGACAAAAACAACGCUGUACGAUGCUCCAUCUUCUUGUUUCUCCAGCAGCAGUUGUAGACACUUCUGACGUCUGACACCGACCUGCUGUUGUUGUUGACGGUUGUAUGGGGUCGGAAACAGCGCCGCUGAAAAGAUCCAUAAAUACUUUUUUUUUUUUCCGCCCAGUCCUCAGUGACACACCGGAUCAGGUACGAGUCCUGGCUGUCGAGUCGAGGCCUGAUGUUGUCUCCUUUCCACGUGAGAUGGCAGACCACCAUGUUCAACCGACUGUUCGCCUACUGUGCUCGGAUCAACCCCAGAGCCCUUCACCUGUGGUGAGGACUGCUGUCUGACUUUAUAUACCUUUAUAUAUUUCUUUAUAGGCUAAUCCAGCGGUUUGACACCCAGAUUAAGAAUGAAAAGUAAACAGAGAUUAGAUUAGAGUUUUUCUUCUUAUUGUUUGAACUUAAGCUACAAUAGAAAAUAAAUCAGGUCAACUGCUCACUGUUGAUUUGCCUUCAGAUACAUUCACCACAUUUAAAAAUGACUGAACUCUCUGAAUAUCGACCUCCCUCAGGUUCAACAGCGGUCUGGUGUUUGGUAUCGUUGCCAUGGUGGGUUCAGUGGUUCUGUUGAUAAAGACGCUCCAGCAGACGCUCGCUCAGAUGACCACGAACAACCCUCGCAUGGGGGGUCAGCAGGCCCUGCAGGUGGUGGUACGUACGCACGUUUAUAAACUUGUUUUAGAGGAAGUUUAUACAACCUCCACUCUCUUCCCUUUACAUAAUUAAGAUCCACCCCUCCACACAUCUACAUGCUGGUUUUUUAAACUACCAUCACAGCGCCAUCCUGUGGAAUCACAUGGUUCUGACUCUCACAUCCAGGGUCUGAUCUGCUCCAAAUUUCCCAAGUUAGAUGACGGUCCCAGUCUGAACUCGUCUGCAUAGUCUCAUCUUCCUCUGCAGCUUUAAUUUACCUGCUUUUAAUACACCUGAUGUGCAGCCUUAAGGUUCUUACACACCAGGAGCGUUUUUUUUCGGAUGUCAGUGUUUUUUUUUAAACAUCCUGUCAAUACAAGCGUUCACAUCAGCGACAUUUUCCCGUCCUGCGAUAUUGCGGCAUUUAUUUUUCUGUAUAUCGGUCUAUAUUUCGGAUGAUAUUUCUUUGGUAAAUAUUGUACACCUUUAACAAUAAUAAUAAUAAUAAUAAUUAUAAUAAUGAUAACUUUAUUUUUAUAUCAAGUUUACAAAGUACUUUGACAGAACAUCAGCACAUGGAAAUAAAACAAAUAAAAAACAAAAGCUCAGUUAAAAAUAAGGAAAAUUUUAUUUGUCAUAAGAAACUCAGACAAUACAAGAACCUACAACAUAAAAUGAGACCAUGAGACCAAAACAAAAACUUAAAAUAGGUAAGAGAAAGAAAUACAAUAAAAAAGGGGGGAAGAAAGCAGGAAACAGGAUAGUAAAUAUAAAAAGACAAUAGUAAUAAUGAUAUUUAAGUCAUAACAUAAUAAUAAUAAUAAUAAUAAUAAUAAUGAUGAUAAAAUGGAAAAACAAAAAUGAGCAGGAAAAACAAUAAAAUCAAUAAAAAACCUAAAAGGUUAAAUAAGAAAAGAUUAUUAGUAAAAGAAAGAUUAAAAAGACAUUUAAGUCGAAAUAAGAUAAAAGAGGUAAAAGACAGAAAGGAGUGCAUAUUUUAGUGUAUAUUUUUGUAUGUGCAGGAAUAUAAAAAUGUACAAAUUCCCGAUAAGCUUCUGUAAAAAGUAAACCUUUCAUUAAUUCUUUUUUAAAACCUGCUGGACUCGUGUUGUUCUCAUUAAAAAGAUGUUUCUGUUGGUCCCCGUCUCUCUGCUCGGUGUUCAGGGUCACAGAUUAAGUGGAGUUUACGGUUUUAAUGUCCUUCAAAGUUCACAAAAAACUCCUGAUAUUCAAAUGAGGGGCCAGAAAAUGCCCCCAAUUAUGUGAAGGGCUCUUAUUUAGCAUUUUCCUCCCGCACACUCUCUAUUCAUGGAGGUGUCAAACAGACGUGCAUUAAUGUGAGCGCUAUCCCCACCGGACCGCUGCAGGUGAUUCAUGUGGAGCUAUUAGUCGGCCAUUUAUAACCUGCUAUUCAGCCGGGAGCUGCAGAAAACACAGACGCCGAGUGUAGGAGGGAAGAGCCGAGCUCACAGAGGACUCGGUCCAGACCAGGUCCAGAUAAAUCACCAUGGAGAUCCACAUGAAACUGAUUCAGACACAGAGACAGAUUAUUUUGACAUUUGAGUUUCUGCGUCGGUCACAGCCGUGUUUGCUCUUCUUCUUCUUCGUGUGUUUUUAGGUCCCGGGGGUCAACCUGCCCACCAGUCAGCUGGCCUACUUCUUCAUCGCUCUGCUGCUCAGCGGAGUCAUACACGAGCUGGGCCACGCCGUGGCGGCACUGAGGUAAAACAGGAGCACAGGUGUUCAUGGUGUCAGCUGUCAAAAUAAUAACCAGUCAGUUUAAUUCAAUCAAGACGACUUUAUCAUUUCCUCACGGGGCUCAGAAUCACAGACAUGAAUAACAGGAAACCCUCCUGAGAUGAACAGAGAGGACGAACAGAGAGACAAACAGAGAGGAUGAACAGAGAGUGCUGAUGGAUGAGGGGUUUUAAAUAAAGACGCUUAAAUGAGGAAAAACAGACGGAAAACAAGAAACUGAACGUCUGUUUAGAUAGAUAGAUAGAUAGAUACUUAGAUAGAUAGAUAGAUAGAUAGAUAGAUAGAUAGAUAGAUAGAUAGAUACUUAGAUAGAUAGAUAGAUAGAUAGAUAGAUAGAUAGAUAAAACCAGUAUGUAAGUGUAAUAACUGCAGUAGUACUAGCAGUUAAAUCUGUAUUUAGUGCUGAGGUUUGCAGAUCCUCAGGUUUUGUUAAACAGCCUGAUGGCUGCUGGAAGAUGAUUUUAUCAUCAUUUCAGGUUUGUCUUGACUUCUGGUGUCGUUGUUUAGUGAAGGUUAACGAGGUCUGAUGAUGCUGAUGAACUCUUGUCUGGUUUUAAAGCAUCUUAUAAGGAGGCGUCAAGAACAAAAUAAGAGGAAAUAACGUUUUUGUUUUCUGACAGAUUUAGCUCGACAUGACAUAUUUUUAGGUAUUUGAAAUUUAUUAUAUUCUAACACAUAAAUUUGCACAGUUGUGGUCGAUAGAUGUCCGUUUUCUAACAGCCAAUCAGGAGAGCCGAUAUCAGAUUGAUUUUGUUUUUAUCACUUCAAGUUUCUCAUCAAAAUAAAUAGUUUUGCUUCGAUGUUUUUACACCAACCUGCUGAUGGAAAUUUGCCGCUUUGUUAUAAUCCUGUGUGUUUACAUGUAAAUGUUUAUUAAUGUAAAUUAUCCCGUUUAAAAAAAAAAAAGAAUCCUAAAUGUAGACGGACAGACUUUUAACCAUCUGUUACUAUGGCAACAAAAAAAGGUCAAUAUUCUGGUUUAAAGGAAACUAGAACAAAGAAAAUAACAUAAUUGAACUGUGUAAUACAGAGUCAUUAAUUAAUGAUAUAAAUGGUUUUAUUAGUUAUGUCUGAGUUUAUAUUAAACUGCAAUAUCAUAUAUAACAGUAUUUAUAUUUAUUAACAAGGUUUAAGAUGUAAACAUGGAUACAGCACUAAAACCAGAACCUCAGAGUCUGAUCUGGAUCAGAGCUACUCUCUUCCUCUCAUCAGGGAGCAGGUCCGGGUCAACGGUUUCGGCAUGUUUGUGUUCGUGGUCUACCCCGGGGCCUUCGUGGACCUCUUCACCACACACCUCAACCUGGUCUCCCCCACCCAGCAGCUCCGGAUCUUCUGCGCCGGUACGACUUUUUCAUGUUUCAGUGAUUAUAAAUCCAAUCAUCAUUAUUAUUAUUAUUAUUAUUAUUAUUAUUAAUCCUCCUCGGUCUGAUUUUCAUCUCAAUUAUCGGUGAAACACUCGCCAAGGUCACUCUGAGGUCUUUGGUUUCUGAACAGCAGCUCCACAUCAAAUCACUCCACGAUUAAUCAGAUUAGAUUUUAAUGAACCGGACGCCGUGGCUGGCGGUUAUUCCCGCAUGAAUGAGGCGCUGAAAGUCUCCUACGGUGGCCUGUAGGAGACUUUCAGCUGGAAUCCUGUAUCCUGCACGAACGGGACGACAUCUCAACUUAAAAAUCUCGAACAUUUAACGGUUAGAUUUCAUGUUUUUCCUGCUGACUCACUGCUGAUGGCGUCCACGCUCGAUUCUCCACGUUUGACAUAAAUUCAGAGUUAUCCUCCACAAACAAGGAGACGGUUGUCACGGUGAUUUGUCGUUCGGAGACGCUGAACUCCCUGCAGACGCUCAUGUGUCAGUUUACUGUCAGAGCGAGGAGGAGCACGGCUCUAAUGACAGGCCGGGACUUCCUCUGUGCGGCCACCAGAGGGCGCCGCAGAGCUACGUCUGCGUCUUUAACUCCUCAAGGCUUUUACACAACUUAAUAUGACGAGUAAAUAACCGGGUUGUGUGUCUGCAGGCAGCGGAGCGAGACAUCCAAUCAGGUCAUGUGACAGUCCAGAGAGAGAGAGAGAGAGAGAGAGAGAGGAGGGAGGGAUGCUGUUCCCAUCGGGGGGGUGGUGACAUAACAGCCUGCUGGGUUUAUUUACCCGUCUCUGUCUCUGCCGGUCCAGCAGAGUCGGUUCUGUCAGCAGGAGGUUCUUCACAGAAAACAUGUUUAUUAUUUAAUCUGUUGAAAAAAAAAAAGGUGACGCAGCGCCGACUCGUUCUUCUUCACGUCAUGAUGGGAAGUUUUUAAGAUCAGCUGAUUCUUCUUCAGGUCGACACGAUAAACUUCAGCCUCUCAGACUUUCUCUCUCCUCCUGCUCUCAUGUUUGUUUUUUAUUUUUAACCUUAAAGACUGUAAACUCGGCGGUUUGACCUCCACAGACAAUAAAACUUCUCCCUCGGGUGGUUUUUGGGCGACUCAGAGUUUCAGUUCUUAUAGAGACUUAAAUGUGGUCAGCGGCGGUUACCGUCCGCUCUUUACGUCCUUCAGAUUCUCAGGAGCUCCAGUCUGAAAUAAACCGCUCAGACUCUGAGUCUUCAUGACGUCUUACCUUCAAACAUGGCGGCACACCGACAGAUACACUCAGAGAACAAAUACAGAAUACGUCCUCUUCAAUCAAUCAAUCAAAUCGAUCAAAUCAAAUUCAAUCACAUUUUAUUUAUAUAGCACCGUCUUAUUCUCCACAUUUUAUUUCUGAAAAUAUCGACGAGUUUUGGCCGAUUACCGUUCAGUCUCAGCCGGGCUAAAAUCAGGCCCUGAAUGUUUCCCACAUGUAGAUGAAACUGUUCGUCAAAGUCACAUUUUUCUUGUUUUUCUUCUUUUGUCAAAGAAACCAAAUGCAAAUAAAGAUGAAGCAAAUUCACACAAACGGUGACGACAGGAUGACGACGAUAUAGAUGAUGUGAAUGAAACAGUUUGCUCCUCUAGCUACCAACACACCUACCACGAAUUACGUUCUAUUUAUAGCAAAUCAAACUCAACAAACACAAAAGAAAAUACGACAGACGACUCUAACGGAUAGUUUGAGUUUUUUGUCCGCUCUUCUCCGGUUUGAAGCGAUCCGGUCUUUAAAACUUGUCUUCUCCACCUUCUUCAGAAACAUCGUCAUCAUUCGUCUCUUCGUCUUUUCUCUCCAGGAGUUUGGCACAACUUUGUCCUCUGCGUGGCGGCGUUGGCCUUCCUCUUCCUGCUGCCGGUUUUCCUCUUUCCUGUUUACUACACCGGAGCCGGGGCGCUGGUCACUGAGGUGGUCCAGGUCAGUACAUCAGGACUUUGAACUACAGGGAUAAUCGGGUCCUGGGUCAGAGUUUCUCUUGAUUUGUUACUCUUCUUGCCCCCAAACCACCAGAACCUCCUUCUGGUUGAGUGAGAAGAUCAAUUAGACACUCAGAUGGUCACUUUUUCUCCUCCCUCCUGUUUUUUUGUGUGUGUUUGGAUCAGGGUUCUGCAGCUGAGGGUCCUCGGGGUCUGUCGGUCGGGGACAUAGUGACAGGUCUGGAGGACUGUCCGGUCAGGGGGGUGGAGGACUGGACCAGCUGCCUGUCUCGCCUCUCUCACACCCCGCAGACUGGAUACUGCGUCCCCGUCGCCAGCCUGCAGCCCAGCUGGGCCCACGGGCGAGGUGAGAGUCCGGAGAGGAUCAGGACCUGCUGCCCGCCGUGUGAUGAGUGAAAUAAGUUUGUGUGAGAGAGAGAGAGAGAGAGAGAGAGAGAGAGAGAGAGAGAGAGAGAGAGAGAGAGAGAGAGAGAGACGUCGGAGGAUCAUCUCAGUGAUAUCAUUGAGUUCUGGUCUAAUCACAGAGUCUGAAAACCAGCGGGUCAGAGGGAAACCGACACCGAGACAUUUAUCUUCGUUUGUUUGUUUGACGUGUUUUUUUUUUUCAGAGUCGUCUCAGUGAUCUAAUAAACCCUCUCUCAUCCAUCCAUCUCUUUUAUUUUCCCUCCCUUAUCUCUCUCUCUCUCUCUCUCUCUCUCUCUCUCUCUCUCUCUCUCUCUCUCUCUCUCUCUCUCUCUCUCUCUCUCUCUCUCUCUCUCUCUCUCUCUCUCUCUCUCUCUCUCUCUCUCUCUCUGUUUUUCAGCCUUCAAGCGUUUAGACGGAACGAUGGACUGCUGCAGCAACAACAGCCUGACAGACCUCUGCUUCUCCUACAUGCAGCUUCAGGGCAGGAAGGAGAGAGAGGUGACGCGCACACACACACACAGACGCACACACACACACACACACACACACAGGUUGGGACUUUUGGUGACUGCGUUGUCUUAUGAGUUGGUUUCCAGUCCUCUCAGACGGUCCAGCAUAUUUUUAUUUAUAUUUCUUCCUUGUUAAAUUUCCCUUUGGGGAUAAAUGAAGUUCUUCUUCUUUUUUUCAUUUCAGAUCCUUUUAUUUCCUUUUUUCUUUUAUAACAAGGUCUUAAAACGUCUAAAUCCAAUAAUUUGAAGUGUCUAAAAUUCCCUUAAAAUCUCAGAAAUCGUAUUAAAUUAGUUUUUGAAAGGAUGAAUAAAUGUAACUUACCAAUAAAUAACAUGUCAUACAAAUAAAGAUUAAUGUCUUCUUCAUGUCUUUUGCUCUUUUUUGCCCUUAUGGAUGUAAAAUGAGUCUUAAAAAGUCUUAAAAUGUCUUAAAAUCCAAUAAUUUGAAGCGGCUCAAAUCUCAUAAAUCGUCUUAAAUACAUUUUUGAAAGGUCUCUAAGAUCUACAAACGUUACUUACAAAUAAAAACCAUGCCAUACAAAUAAAUACUAAUAUUCAUUAUGGUUUAAAAAAGUCUAAAAAGUCUUAAAAUGUCUAAAAUCAAAUAAUUUGAAGUGUCUAAAAUUCUCUGAAAGUCUCAUAAAUUGUAUUAAAUAUGUUUUUAAAAGGUCUUAAAGAUGUAUAAAUGUUAUUUACAAAUAAAAACCAUGCCAUUCAAAAUAAACAAUAAUAUUAAUUGUGGUUUAAAAAACUCUUAAAAAGUCUUAAAAGUGAUGUGUUGAAACCUGCAGAGAGACUCUGUAUAACCAGAUUAAAAAAGAGAAAGAAGAUGCUGGUUUCAGAUUUUAAUUAUUUAAACUUUAUAGUUAAUUAAAAUUUGAGAUAAGACAGAAUAAUAAAUGUUAAAAUUGUAUUUUUUUUUAUAUUAAAUCAUAAAAAUAAUAUAUAAAAUAACCUCAUAAGAUAAGAAGAUCAUUCAAAUGUAAUGGCAGCAUAAAGUUUAAAAGAGUGAGGACAAAAAAACACUAAAAAAGUUAAAAAAAAACUCCUCCCAGCUAACGAUGAUCAGGUUUUGAAGGUUCAUUCAGGAGAGUCUGAGUUUCAGGAUCAAGUUCUUUGAGGAUUUCACCGUCUUCAUGACAAAACAUCAUUAAAGGAUUCAGAGAAUCUGGAGAGACGAGAAGCAAACAUUAGAUAGAUGUGAUCUUAGAGCUUCCAGACUCGGCUCUGUAGUGGAAAACACUGCAUGUGUAAAAAAAGUCACUGUCUGUUUAAUUCAUCUGUAAGCAUGACCCUGAAAGACUUUGAUUAGAGUUCAAACAUCUGAAGGACAAUUUUCACUUCCUUGUUUUGAUUUUAAAGAAACGUCUCUGUGAUUGAAUUCCUCUUUUUUAUUCCCUCUUGAGUCUGUCGUCUGUGUGAUUUCAUUUAUUGAACAAUAAAAUCGAUCAGGACGCUCCAAAAGGUCAUUUAAUUUACUAAGAUGUAAUCUAUUUAGAGAUGUCACUGAAAAAAACUCAUUUUCAAAUUAAAAACGUCUCUUUUCUCCGCCCCCGUGUCUUCCUCUGUGAUUUCAGUUCGCCUGCAUGCCGGUGCGAAAGAUGGUGAUGGGGACGCGGGUGUGCAGAACCAACGAGGACUGCGCGGCGGUGCACGCCCACUCUGCUGCGAGCAUCUGCGUCACCCCGUCUCUGGAGAACCAGACCCGCUUCAUCCGAGUCACACACCCGCCCAACACACACAUGCUGUUCGUGGGGUAUCCGCCGCACCUUCAGUACGCGGGUACGCAGAGAGAGAAACCACGCUUUAGUUUUUUAACCUCUGAAGUGAGGAGGUGGAAAAAGAACCUCAGAUGUGUUUUUGAUGGUCUUGAGUUCGUCUUUGCUGGUGUGAGUCUCAGCAGGACCUGAACAGAGUCUCCGAUCGUCUCCAACAUUCAUGUAAUUGUUGUUUAUUCCCAGCUGACUCCUCCACACAGCAGCCGGGCAGGAAGCGGCGUGUUGAAGACUGUUAGAGACGUGCUGAUUGGCUCAAACAGAGUCUGAGUUAAACCUGCAGUUAUCCUCAAACACCUCCGUCCUGACGUCUCCUGUUUUUUCCUUCUCCUUCCAGUGAGUCUGACAAACUUCAUCCCCCGCUUCGGUUUCCUUCACCUGGACCUGCCCGUCUUCUUGGAGACCUUCUGCAAGUAUCCUUUCAAAUUAAAAGCCCCGCAGACAUAACCAGAUGAUGGAUGUGGGAGAAGUCGGCUCGUGAAAUGUGAGCGCUCCUCUUCUGUCGAAGUCACUCCUCCAAAUCUAAACAGAUGAGGUUGUUCUUUAAAGGAGGAGAGUUUAAUUCAUGUCCUCGUCUGCGUCGGCUCAAUGAUGACCAUUUCACUCAGUCCUGCUCUCUGAUUGGACCUCACACAUAUUCUAAUGUCUGUUAUUUCUGGAUAACAGUCUCCCUAUUUUAGCAUCCAAUCAUUUCUCCUCACAGUGAGGAGGCACUUCAGCGGUCUGAUGACUGCCUGUCCCAGCAGGAUCAGACGGAUGUAGAACUCAUCACCACAAACUUUCUGCUUCUCCUCUUUUCAAAACCAAAGUGAACUUUUGGGGUUUUUGAUCGGAGAUGGCGUCUCCUUCAUGUUCGCUAACCUCCGCAGCUGUGAACCUUUAAUCAUCCCAGAGAAGUCAGAGCGCCGUUAACAAAAUCGCUGAGUGGACUUUAUCGUUAAGUGGAGGCUCUGAAGUAGAGCUGGGCGAUAAAACGAUGAAUUUAUCGGAAAUUAGUUUCCCUCAAUAUCAGUAUAAAACAGUCAAUAUCCUUUUCGAUAGUCGGCAUUCUGCGAUGUUUUGGUAGAUUAUAUAAAUAGCCAAUGAAAAGGGGAGUUUCUCCAAGUCCACUUCACACUGAACCAAUCAUGUCCUGAAUUAGAACCAAGUAGCAAACAACUGUGUCAUAGCAGACUUCAUAUCAUCGUCAUUUAAAGGGACAGUGUCUUUAUCGUCAUUUAAAGGGACAGUGUCUUCAUCAUUUAAAGGGAUAGUGUCUUCGUCAUUUAAAGGGGCAGUGUUUUUAUCGUCAUUUAAAGGGAUAGUGUCUUUAUCGUCAUUUAAAGGGGCGGUGUAUUCAUUGUCAUUUAAAGGGGCGGUGUAUUCAUCGUCAUUUAAAGGGACAGUGUCUUCUCUGUGGCUGACGAUAAAUUCUAAAUGUGAAUAUUAUCAAACAUGGAUGAUGACUAAUGAGGUAACAGCGGUCGUUAUGACAGUUUAUGACCUCAUGCGUUGCUCCGCCCUUGUGUUUCCUGUCCUCACUUUGACCAUUUAUUUAAUCGUCAAGUUUUAAUUAACUAUUAUGCUAACAUCGUUAUUUUGAUAUUUUACGGCAGUGAAAAAUCUGACACAGUGACAGCGCUGCACUGUAAAAACCAAAUAAUGAAUAUCAAUUACACUGUCCAUCUUUCCAUUAUGACCUUUAACCCCUCCCUCAGGUAUCUCGUGUCCCUCUCCGGCGCGUUAGCCGUCGUAAACUCCGUCCCGUGUUUCGCUCUGGACGGUCAGUGGAUGAUGAACGCUCUGCUGGAGGCCACGCUGGUUUCCGUGGUGACGGACCGUCAAAAGCGAGAGCUGAUUGGUUUCUUCCUGCUGCUGGCGGGCAGCGCCCUGCUGGCGGCCAACGUGGCCCUGGGCCUGUGGAUGGUCACGGCGCGAUAACCGCCAUGUUGGAGCGAAAACUCCCAGAAUGAAACUCCAGCAGGACUGAGCGGCGCUCUCUCUGUCGGACCGUCAGACUGUGAACAGACUGAAACCGUUGAGGGAGACUUAGACCGGGUCUCUGAGGAUCUGCUCGCCCUCCAGGGAAACAACAACAACAACCUUCUCCUUCUUCUUCUUCUUCUUCUUCUUCUUCUGCUUCCACCUUGUUGCCGCCAUACGCUCAAAGCACAUCUUUAAAUGCACUCGCUGUAAAGCACCGCCAUCCUCGACUGUUUACAAAAACGACUGAAAAACUGACCGUGUGUUUGCGUUUGAAUGAAGACUUCCUGUUUUGUGAUUGGUUGGCUUCAGUGUGAGGCGUGUUUAUAACGCCUCUCUGUCAUCAGCAAACGCCGGGCGCUACCUUAACCCUCGACUCCGUAUCACUGUUAAAGACACGUUGCUACCUAUUAUUCAAGCGUAUAACUGACACCAAAAACACCGAGUAUAAACUGAAAUAAAGGGUUAAUGUUCACGUCACUCAUUUAAAGAUAUAAAUCCAUUCAGUCAAGUGUCUUUCUCCGCCGAGGGGGAUUGUAAACGGAGAAAAACGAUCUCCACUUUUAAAACUCAGAUUUGAGUUUGAUGUUUUUAUCCUCUUUGUGUCGAUGUUUGUGGAACAGAGAACUUUUUUUCUCUAUAAUUUAAGAGCUUCCUGUGAAAGUGUUUAUUAAUAAAUAGAUUUUUUCUGUUCAA